AUGGAGAUUGAAAUAAAUUUAAAUGAAUUUAAAAAGUUAUAAGACUCUUUAACUUCAGAAAAUGCUGAAGAUAAAUUAAAAGACGUAGAAUUUCCUUUUCAUGCUAUUUUACCGAUUAACAUAGGAGGAGUUUAAUGCGAAAGACCAUGCUGGAACGACUUUAAAGGCUCUCCUGAUCCUAAAAACGAAUACUUUCUUGCUUAUAUUUAUUGGGUUAUAAAUUACUUUUAUGAUACAACAAAAAAAUUUUGUGAACAAGAAAAGGUAAUGAAAUUUAUCGUUACAAGCAUCACAGCUUAGCCAAAAAUAAAACCUAACUCAUGGUGUCGUUAUAAAACAAAGGAUUUGCUUCAUCAUGAGACUGGUCACUAUAUAAUUGCAUGCCUUUGCACUUUAGAAUUCAAAAAAAGAGUGAUGGAAAAAAAUGCUUCUUUUUAUACUUCCUCUCACGCAAAAGAGAUAACUUAAAUAUUCAAUGCCACAAUGAAGGAAUUUUGUGCUAUGGAAAAGCUAUAUGAUGAAGAAACAUGUCACUAUUUGAAUGAAUAAAAGCAGAAAGAAUGGAAUAUUAAAUUAAUUUAAAAACUGCUAUUUUACAAAUAGCACUUCUAAAUUGAAUCAGUCCCUGACUCUAAAAUUUUACUUGGUCAAAUAUAAGGUAAAUCAAAUUAAAUUUAGAAAUUUAAUAACAAUUAGAAGGAAUAAACCACAUAAAAAUAUAAUUAUGGUGUAAUUAAAGCUGUCAAUUUGAAUAAUGAUAAAAAUAUUAUCUUUUAAAAUUCUCAAUAAAAACCCAUUAAAGUUACUAGUAGCAAUAAUUUGUAGUUUUAGAAUACUCAAAGAGUGCUAAACAAAAUUAGAAAAAGCGAGUUUUCCUAAUAAAGUAUUAACAAACUAGAAUUUGCUGCUAGAAAUCUACCAUUACAGCCUACUUCUUUUUCUGGAUUACUUUAAAUUUAAUAAUCCUAAUAUAAAUAAGAAUUAAAUUUUGUUGGACUUUAAAAACCUAAAACAAAUUAAUCAUUUUAAUCCAGUUUGUAGUCUACAGCAAGCACUUUUGCUGUUUUUAAGAAAGGAGAGUAAAAUGUAUAAGAUAAUCUAAAACUUCCUAAAAUCAGAAAUAAAAAAAAUGAAAACGACAACAAAUACAAUACAAAGAGCAUUACCUUUUCAUAGUGA
Molecule: messenger RNA, 1179 nt
Organism: Tetrahymena thermophila SB210
Lineage: Eukaryota; Ciliophora; Oligohymenophorea; Hymenostomatida; Tetrahymenidae
Product: secreted protein
Exons: 2
Source: RefSeq, a predicted model, not a curated record